UUGUUAUGUAUUUGUAGUUGCGCAAUGAACUCUUUCAGUUGCGUUAGUGUCCUGUUUACCGCUCACAUAUUAAACGGUAUUAACCGAAGCUAUAAAGCAAAAAUAAACUCAGUUCAAAAUGCAGCUUUACACUAAAAUUUCUACCUCAUAUCAUGGGUGAUUUGGACAGAAGUUUGACAUCUAUGGACUGGUUACCUAGACUCAAUGUUAGAGGGUCUCUGAAUGGUUCAGAUACACCUGAUGGAAGUGUUGUGUCGUGUGAAAGUAGCAGAAACUGCCGUCAGAAAGAUGGAAAACCUCCUUAUAGCUAUGCGACUUUAAUAUCUUACGCUAUUAAUAGUUCACCCUCCAAAAAAAUGACUUUAAAUGAAAUUUAUAAUUGGAUAUGUUCAAAUUUUCCAUAUUAUCGAGAAGCUGGUGACGGCUGGAAAAACUCCAUACGGCAUAACUUAUCUCUGAAUAAGUACUUCCGGAAAGUUCCUCGUCCAAAAGAUGAUCCUGGAAAGGGUUCUUAUUGGGCGAUUGAUCAUGCGCCAUCCGAUACAGAUGACACUCGUCGAAGGAAGUGUAGGCAGAGGGACAAGAUUUUUCCUUACAGUCCUGAUAGCAGCUCAAGUAACAGCUUAUCUAGUCCUGUUCAUUGCCAUCAAAUGGCUCCUGUAUGUUCUCAACCUAGUCAUCAAAUGACAGUUCAUUUAAAUACAGAUAGAACAAAUGUGUCCAAUUCUCAUCCUGCAUUCCAUGACAUGGGUCAUUGCUCUGCUCAUAUGCUGCCUUCAGAAACAGUCAGCAGUUGUUGCAAUCAAAAUCACAAUCAGCAUUUUAAUGGAAAUUCGUCCCAUUCACAGGUUGCUGACAGAUUAUCAACAGCAGAUUUUGUGCAAAGUUUGGACUGGCUGCGAGAAAAUGCAAAAAUGGCAGGAAAUGGCAGCUUGCCAAGCAAUGAUUUGCCACAAUAUCAUGCAAAUGAGAAAAUAUCAGCUGUAGAUUUUAUGCAGAGCUUGGAUUGGUUAAGAGAAAGUGCAAAGAUGUCGAGCAAUGGCUGCCUGCAGGACAUAGAUAUGUCGCAAUUUCAAGCCAUGAUGGAUAGCAUCAAAGCAAAGGAUCCUGCUGUGUCCCUUUUGUCUCAAGAUCAACUGGCAGAUUUAAAUUCUUCUCUGAAUGCUUUGUUUUCCCAAUCAGGUGUUAUGCAGCCUAUUCCUCCAUCUACAACUAGUACUAUGCAGCCUUGUUAUAACAGUCCAUGUUUGGACACAACUUAUUCUAGAGAUUCAUGCAUGCUUUCAUCUGUUCAGAACUCUAACAAUUCACCACAUGCAUUUUCUGCUGAAAGCAGCAAUUUAUCUUAUCAUUCACCAGCCGAGACAAGUCCAGUGCCAUUGCCUUCUCAUGUUUCUCUUAAUUCUUCUUCAGUUCAUACUCCUGAUUCAUGUACAGGAGAUGAUAAUGAUGAUAUUGAAGAUGACUUUAACUGGGAUAAAAUUUUGUAAAAUAUGUUAAAGCCAUGUGUAUUCAUAUUAAGCUUUUAAAAUUAUUAGUGUUAAAAAUUUUAAAUCCUUUAUAAUGUUUAUUGUUGCUAUAAGGCCAUGCAUUCAUUUGCCUUUUUUAACAAGCAGUAUAUAUAAAUCAUGUUCUUAAGCUUUUGUACUUAAUAUGCAUAGUGAGAUUUUAUCAUUAUAAUUUGUUUUAGUUUUUUUAAUGAAUCUGAAUCAUAAUUUUUGCAAAAGCAACUUAAGAAGAAUGUUAUUUUAUGUGGAAGUAGUAUAUUUUUGUUUUGCAUGAUUGCUAUAAUAAAAAAAUUUUUAAAGCAUUAUAUUUUUCCAGUUAAACAUAAGUUUUCCUAAGUUUAUGCAUUUGGACAGUAUUGCAUUGUCAUUUUAUUUGUUAUUUAUAUUAUGAAUAUUGCUAAUGUUUUAUCUCUAGGGGUAAAUUUCCAUUUAUAAAUAUACUAUUGAAAGUUGUUAACAAUAUAUCAUGUUUGAGCAAAAGUUCCUAUUUAAUGUUAACUCUUUAAAAGAAUGAAAAGUAUUUCACUAUCAGUGCAGAGCUUCUUUGCUCAAAAUUGUGAACUGUGUUUAAUAAUUUAUAAUUAGGAAUUAUGAUAAAAUUAAACUGUUCUAAAAAUAAAAUAUUUAAAAGGCUGUUUGAUUAUAACUUUACAGGAAUUAUAUUCUGGCAACAUGUGUUACCAUAUCAUUAUAGUAUUGUCAUAUUUUAGGUAGCCGUUAAUUGUUUUAAAAAUUAACUACUUUUUAACUGGAAUGUGUGAUGAUUUUAGUAUAUUUUUUAAAUUGCUACUGUAUUAAUUAGAACUUUGGAAUGCUUAUUAAGAAUUCCAAAGUUUAUCACACAGUUAAAAUGUUUAAAACUGAAAAAUAAAAAUUUUAAGAGAUAGACUGUUCAAAUUAUCUGUGAAAGUUAAAAAAAUAAUAUAAACAAAUGUUGACUUAUAUUUUUGUGUCUUUUAUUUAAUUUUGUAAUAUUUUUUUUUCUUUCUGUUAAA
Molecule: messenger RNA, 2503 nt
Organism: Stegodyphus dumicola
Lineage: Eukaryota; Metazoa; Arthropoda; Arachnida; Araneae; Eresidae
Biological process (GO): regulation of transcription by RNA polymerase II
Cellular component (GO): nucleus
Molecular function (GO): DNA-binding transcription factor activity, RNA polymerase II-specific; RNA polymerase II cis-regulatory region sequence-specific DNA binding
Source: RefSeq, a predicted model, not a curated record